GGACCAUUGACUUGUAUGACAGGAACGUGGCAGGGGUGGACGUCUUUUUCCAGUCAGGCCUCGCCAAGUCGAUUGGUUGCUGGUAGCGGAAAUGCGCAACUCAUGUGACAGGGGGAGGGAACUCCGUGUACUUUUCUAGACUGGGGAGGCGUUCCAUUUUGUCAGUGUGUAAAACGCUCACCCGGAGGUUCAGUGGAAUUCACCAGACUCGACAGCUAACAACAUGAAGAUCUGGACCUCGGAACACAUAUUUAACCACCCAUGGGAGACGGUGACCAAAGCCGCCAUGCAGAAGUACCCCAACCCCAUGAACCCCAGUGUGGUUGGAGUGGACGUGCUGGACAGGAGCGUGGACAACCAGGGGCGUCUCCACAGCAAACGGCUACUGAGCACGGAAUGGGGCCUUCCAUCUAUAGUCAAAUCCAUCAUCGGUAACACGCGCACAUGCACUUACAUCCAAGAGCACUCAGUGGUGGACCCGCAAGAGAAGACGUUAGAACUGCAAUCGGCCAAUAUCACAUUUACGAAUAUGGUGUCUGUGGACGAGAGGCUCAUAUACAGGCCGCACCCAGAAGAUCCAGAGAAGACGGUCCUAACACAGGAAGCCCUCAUCUCAGUCAAGGGCGUAAGUCUCAGUAGCUACCUGGAGGGGGUCAUGGCCAAUACCAUCUCGGCAAACGCAGGCAAGGGUCGUGAGGCGAUGGAAUGGGUCAUCAGGAGACUGAACACAGAGAUCGAGGAGUUGACCGCCACCGCGCGCGGCACCAUGCGGGCGCCCAUGGCAGCGGCAGUGGCUGAGAAAUGACCCUCCCCCUCCCUACUUCUUGCAUCCCUCUAACUCCCUUUCGCUCUCCAUCACUCAUUUCUAACUCUGCAUUCCCUUUUUAUCUCUUUCUUUCUUUCUUUCUCUCUUUCUUCCUCUCUCUCUUUCUUUACUGACUGGGAACUCUUCUCCCAUGCCAGAACAAGCAGCCUCCUUCUGUGUUACGGAUGCAGUCUUCAUUCUUUUUUUUUCCUCUCCUUUUUUUCCAUUCAUGGAAAGUAAUUUUUACCCAUGUCCCUUCGUCAGGCGUCUACAUUAGAUGCUGAAGGGAUGAUCUGGACAGUGACACACAAGGAGGCUGGCCAUGACACACCUUACAGCUUCAAAGGCAGUUAGACAGUCAAAUCUGCCUUUGAUUGGACAAGUUAAGACUAGAGCUCAUUCAAGAUCCUCGAGGAUGCUGUUUGAGAGAAUGUGGACAUGCAAAAAAACAACAGCAGCAACAACAUAUAAAAGCUUCACAACAACACCAGGCAAUGACCUUG
This is a messenger RNA of Engraulis encrasicolus (European anchovy), 1308 nucleotides long. RefSeq names its product PRELI domain containing 3 (gene prelid3b). The transcript has 6 exons. Gene Ontology annotation, biological process: phospholipid transport. Gene Ontology annotation, molecular function: phosphatidic acid transfer activity. The record is from RefSeq and is a predicted model, not a curated record. Lineage: Eukaryota; Metazoa; Chordata; Actinopteri; Clupeiformes; Engraulidae. Gene Ontology annotation, cellular component: mitochondrial intermembrane space. The coding region runs from base 224 to 805 and encodes 193 amino acids.